AUGGCAGAAUCUCGCCGGGCGCCGUCGCGCCUCGGCUCAUCAGCUCUCCUACCAACUGGUCAUGAUGCUGACACGACCGCUGUGCGUCCUCGAAACCGCCGCCUUAUCAGCACGGACGACAACGGGGACGGCAUUUUGUCGACUGCCAAGAGCUCCUCGUCGCUCUUCUCGUCCUUCAACACCCUGUCGAGUCGCAACCCAAGCCCGCUGCCCUUCAGCCGCUCUGGCAUCAGCAGUGAUCAUCGGUCUACCAGCAACCCGCCAGACAAUAGAGGACUCAAGGCCCGCAACCAUAACGCCCUUGGCUUGUUAGAAAGCUCCCUGACGCAGAGCUGGACGUCGCUCCAGGGCUUCGCCUCUUCACUGAUCACAGGCGAAACUGGGCCCCCUCAGUCCAAUGGCAGACAGGGAUCGAAUCAAAAGGGACAUGCUGGCAGAAGUAGGCAACUAUCCAACACUUGGGGACCACAGCCUCUGUCGGAUGCGCGGCCAAGUGCUCAGGACAUCGCCGCCGGAUCACUGGCGCAAAGACAGGCAGCACUGAAGGCUGUGAGAACAGCCGCGAUACUGGAAAGCCAUGAAGGAGUGAACGGCGGCUUGGAUGUCGCUGGGAAGUACAAGAGGAGGACUUCGGACGAAUUUGGGGCAGAGACGCACCAAGAGGAACCGCCGAUGGACCAGCUGGUGUAUAUUCACCAUGUGCAGCCAAGCGACACAUAUGCCGGAAUUGUCCUCCGCUACCGGUGCCGUGAGGAUGCAUUGAGGAGGACGAAUGGACUGUGGUCAAGGGACGUACAGAUGCGCCGGUGGCUGGCGCUGCCAGUGGACGCUUGCGAGAUCCGGGGGAGGCCUUCCGAACCGCCAUCGCGCCUCCACCAGGGUGUAGACUUCUUGGCUCCUACCCCUGACGCGAAAAUUGGCGCCGAGGUGGUAGGCAGUAGCCAUACGCGUGGCAACAUGUCCUCAGAGGAGGCGCACCAGCAAGUUGACUUUUUCAGUCUACCGAAGACUCAAACGCCAGUCGACUUAGCCAAACCAGAAGACCCGGGCGAGCCAUUGUGGACUCACGUCCGGUGGGUUUCUCUGGAUUCCUUUCCUCAACCCGUCGAAAUCGCUAGAGUGUCCCGAAAAACCAUCGGCUACUUCCCUCCGCGGCGCAAGAAAAGCCUACACACAGCUUCCACAAUGACAACGCCGAGGCAGUCUCUCGACGCUUCAGCAGUCAUGGAGACAUACGAGGACAGCCCCGGAUGUGAUAGUACAUUGUCUUCAAGAAGGCUGAGUGCACUCAGUAACCGACCGGUCCUGCCAACAACGCCCGGCCGCUCAACGUCAACCUCAACCAGAAGCCGCGGCGGCAGCACUGGCACUGACAGUCGUCCGUCGUGGAUGCGCCGACCUGGCGGUGUCGGCUCCAUGGGCAAAAACGCACGCGCGCCAGGUCCGGAGAAGGACUACUUCAACUCCUGGGCCAAGAAGCACAUCCCUGCCAUCGCUAUUGAUGAGCAUCUUCCGUCCAUAUCCGUCAUGGGCUCCGAGACGGCACGUAUCGGAUUCGGGAAGCAGCAGGAGCAGUACGACUCUUCGGUCAUUGUCGAGAGCCCUUUUGACGAAGGCCAGGACCUGACGACAGCAUCAAAGCACGGGUCAGGACUUGACCGCGCUGCCGCACAAGUUGAGACCUGGCUUCGUGGUGCAUUUACGAGGCGUCCGAGCGCGAGUACGCCUGGCGCGGGAAGGCCACGAGGGAACCGGCAGCUUGACGAUUUGGAUCUCAUAGAGUUGGCGGAUGCUACUAGCGAGGAUGGCAGAUUACUCGGCCCAGGGGGGCUAGGCCCUAGCACAGCAGACCCAGUAGGCUCCGAAGCGGUCAGCUCAGAGGAGGCGACGAGUCUUGCGCCUGGCGCCACAGUCAGGGGGCGCGUCGCGCACGCACACAGUGGUUAG
This is a messenger RNA of Verticillium alfalfae VaMs.102, 1947 nucleotides long. RefSeq lists its product as hypothetical. The record is from RefSeq and is a predicted model, not a curated record. NCBI's taxonomy places the organism in Eukaryota, Fungi, Ascomycota, Sordariomycetes, Glomerellales, Plectosphaerellaceae. The transcript has a single exon. Bases 1 to 1947 code for a protein of 648 amino acids.